CUUUGGAACCAACCUUCUGGGAGACCAGAUUCGAUUCAUAUUUUUGCUCCUUUUUUUAGGGCCUCAUUUGAACUAUCCGCCUUCCCUUCCCUUUCCCUCCGACUCCGAACUGUGUAUUGUACAAACAUGCUUUAGCUGACAUCACUGGGCAUCCCCAGGCAUCCAAAUGUCAACUACCCCCCAUCAUUCUUCACACGCAACAACCUAGGUUGACUCCUUUUGAAUGGCUUUCAAGAAACUCUAAAUCCAUGGUCAGAUCUCGACCAGCAAACAAACCCAUCUUUGAUACGGGCAGAUAGCAUUUUCGCCAAUGUCUGCUCCGUCAAUACCCAACCUUCUUUCUUUACGCGGCACGGGACACGGAAGGGGCCGGGGCCGGGGCCGGGGUGGUGGCCCAAGCCGGAGCGGCAUCCCCGCAUCAGGGCCAGGGUCCGGAUUGGCAGCAAGCCAGCAUGACGCCACCAUUCAGGGCACCGAUACAGAUGCGGCCGUGUCCCGUCUAAGCGCCGUCGAGCUCGGCUACUUGGAUGACCCUUUCGCCCGCCUUUUCGUGCAGGCCCCACCCCCAGGUCCCGGCGGCCGGCGGCUCCCCAUCAUCAACAGGGGCACCUACACGCGCACCACCGCCAUCGACGCCCUCGUCGACCGCUUCCUAGCCACCACCAACCCAGAAGAGGUGCGGCAGAUCGUCUCGCUCGGCGCCGGCACCGACACGCGCUGUUUCCGCCUGUUCUCAUCGCAGCACCGCAAUGUCGCGUACCACGAGAUCGACUUCCCGGCCAUCACCGCCCGCAAGCAGGCCAUCAUCCGCUCAUCGCCGCAGCUGCAGGCUCUUCUCUCAGCCCCGGAACCCCUGAGCCCGACAACCUGGCAGUCCCGUGCCGUGAACCCAGACUCAAACAACACCCUCACCCUGCAUGGCUUAGACCUCAGGCACUUCCCCCUUUCGCCCCCUUCCGAGUCUCAGGCGUAUCAGCACCCACUACCAACCUUCAACCCCUUUGCCCCAACCCUCGUCCUGUCCGAAUGCUGCCUCUGCUACCUGGCCCCCGCCACCGCCUCGUCCAUCCUCGAGUUCUUCACCACCACAGCUACUCCCACUAGUACUACCACCUCUUCACCCUCACCAUCGCCGCCAUCACUAGGCGUGGUAAUCUACGAACCCAUCCAACCACACGACGCGUUCGGGCGCAUGAUGGUCUCCAACCUAGCAGCGCGGGGGAUCAGCAUGCCGACGCUCGAAGCCUACCCGACGGAAGCCGACCAGCAAGCUCGGCUUCGCGGGGCCGGGUUUGACGAGGUGCGGUGCCGGACGGUGGACAGCAUUUGGGACAAAUGGGUGAGUGCGCGCGAGAAGGAGAGGGUUGAUAGGUUGGAGGGGGGGCUGGACGAGGUUGAGGAGUGGCGGUUGUUGGCCGGGCAUUACGUGGUUGCUUGGGGUUGGAGGACGGGUGGAGGCGGUGGUGGGAUGGACUUGGAGGUGGAUGGGCAGGGG
Molecule: messenger RNA, 1495 nt
Organism: Canariomyces notabilis
Lineage: Eukaryota; Fungi; Ascomycota; Sordariomycetes; Sordariales; Chaetomiaceae
Product: leucine carboxyl methyltransferase
Exons: 1
Biological process (GO): C-terminal protein methylation
Molecular function (GO): protein C-terminal leucine carboxyl O-methyltransferase activity
Source: RefSeq, a predicted model, not a curated record